AUGCGUGUGCUCUGGGCCCAGCUUGAAAUCCAAACUGCAUCUGAACUGCCCGAGGAAAAGUGUACUCUAGCAGAGGAGCAGACCUUGAAAGUGGACGGUCCCAUCACCCACGACACGGACUCCAACAGCCGGAAGGCUUGGCAGAGUCUGAAAGAUAAAGGGGAGGUCCAGACGCUGGCAAUCACAGUCUCGGGGGAGUUUAGUCAAGUCCUGGUGGGGAGGUACUUCCUAAAAGACGUCCCCAGUGAGAGCACGCUGCACGUCCGAAUGACCAACCUUCGAGUGGAGGACACAGGACUGUACCGAUGUGUGAUCUACCAGCCUCCCAAGGACCCCAUCAUCCUGUUCUACCCUGUCCACCUGGUGGACCAAGAAUGA
Lagenorhynchus albirostris (white-beaked dolphin) is the source of this 378-nucleotide messenger RNA. It is a transcript of the gene TREM1, whose product is annotated as triggering receptor expressed on myeloid cells 1. Lineage: Eukaryota; Metazoa; Chordata; Mammalia; Artiodactyla; Delphinidae. Gene Ontology annotation, biological process: cytokine production involved in immune response; neutrophil chemotaxis; chemokine production. The record is from RefSeq and is a predicted model, not a curated record.